Molecule: messenger RNA, 1096 nt
Organism: Drosophila ananassae
Lineage: Eukaryota; Metazoa; Arthropoda; Insecta; Diptera; Drosophilidae
Product: probable U3 small nucleolar RNA-associated protein 11
Exons: 2
Coding region: 128-826 (232 amino acids)
Biological process (GO): rRNA processing
Cellular component (GO): nucleolus; small-subunit processome
Source: RefSeq, a predicted model, not a curated record
CGUGAUUAACAACACUGGUUCUCAGUAGGUUUUCCAACACCACGACACAUCCACCGCUAGCACGUUUUCGCUGUAAACAAAAGUUAUAUUAUAACUUCUUAUUCCGCCUGCCCCGAAAAGCAUCACAAUGUCCUCGUGGAAGAAGGCGUCAAAGAGCAACCAGAAAGUGCACAGGGAGCGGCACCAGCCGGAGUCCCGCCAGCACUUAGGUUUACUUGAGAAGAAGAAGGACUACAAGAAGCGGGCCAUUGACGCCCAGCGCAAGGAGAAGACCCUCAAACUGCUGCACAGGCGUGCCCAGAAUAAGAACCCAGACGAGUUCUACCACCACAUGGUGAACGCAAAGCUUUCCAAUGACGAGCACCACGAAAAGCAGAAGGAGGACACGCACACACCCGAGCAGCUGGCCCUUAUGCAGACGCAGGACCUCAAAUACGUGGUGAUGAAGCGCACCAUUGAGCGGCGAAAGAUCGACCGCCUCAAGGCCACUCUGGUGGACGUGGAUGCGGACCCCGGAAAGGCGCCCAACCAGCGCUUUGUCUUUGACGACCAGGGCCGCAGGCAGGCCGUUAGUCUGGGAGAUCGCCUCAAGGAGGCGGAGCAGCAGGUUGCCAAAGGAGCAGCGCCGCCGAACACAGAAAAGCAGCAGCGGAUCAACGAGCUCCGCAAGCGGGAGAUGCGCGAACGGGAGCUCGGCAUCGUCCAGCAGAAGCUGCAGCUGAACCACGCUCUGAAGCAGCCGCGAUUACUCAAGCCAAAGAAAUUGAAGUCGAGUUCCAAGGAUGGAGCGGCGGUCUACCGAUUCCGCUACGAGCGCAAGAAAUGAGGGCUUCUUAGGACUAGGAAAUUGAAUGAAUACAAUUAGUGCUAAUAGCUUAGGGUUUUUUUUUUUUAAUUCUUGUGUUUAUCUGAAUAUUCCACCCUUGACACAAACCACUUUCGUUGAGUCUAAUCGUUUGGUUGGAAGAGGUUCCCGCUAACCAAAUACUUCCACCAGACUUACGAUAUUCAGAACUAAGAUUUUACAAAACAUGUAACAAACAUUACAAAAAUGUAAAAACGUUAAUAUAUUUUAUAACGAUUUUUUGCUGAAGAA